CAGCGCGUACACAGGUCGUAUCCUCAAGAUGCUCGCAAGUAACAGUCAGUAGAAGUAAUAUGGUGUUCUGCGUUAAGCGUCACAUGGAUACGAUGGUUCCACGUAUCCUGCAGCACACAAAUACCUCGUGAGGUGCGUCUUCAAGUGUGAAUUCGGUUCCGAUGAAAGUCACGAGUGAUGUGAUUGAUUAACGCAGCUCCAUCGAAGAAAGUGCGGGGAAAGAAAACGGGUGAUGAUCGGGGGAAGCAACUACAACUGAUCUUCUAAAAUGGCGAAGGGCACAACCAACUCACGCCCACACGUGGCGUGGACAAAGAUGGCAGUGGUGACCGGCACUGCGGACACGGGAGACACGGCCAAGGACACAUCAUGGGAUAUGACAGAGGUGAAGACGACGGAGACCAAGAUGGACUGCUGUACGGCCUGCUAUUAUUUCUGCUGGUACCAACAUUUUCACCGCAACGAUAUCGAUGCCCUCUACCAGCGGUACUUCCUCCACUUGAACCGGCGAAGUCUAACCGCCCUCCUGGGUGUCAUGGCGGCCGUCUGUGCCACCGCAUGUAUUGUGGACUUGGCGCUGUGCCAGAGGACACCACCCGUGGUUCGUGCGGCCGUGUUUGGCGCGUUGCUCGUCUUCUACCUUGUGCUGGUGUACGUGAGCCUGCAGACGUUCUUCAAACAACUCCACUUGUUGGUCACCAGUUAUCUGGUUUUGGUGUCCUUCGUGGCGACUGUGCUUCUGUUGGGUGUGCUUGAUCCGACUGUGAAGGAACGGGCCGUGGUGUCUGACCUGUGGUGCGCACUGUUUCUGGUGUACGUGUCUUACACGCUGGUGCCCGUGCGCAUGCAAGAGAGCAUUGUGGCGGGUGUUUUACUGGCUGGAACGUACCUUGGUUGUCAUAUGGCGCUGCAAAAAGAAUCGCUCCAUUGGAAGGAGCUAACUUGUGACGUAAUACUGCUGUUGGCUGUCAACACAAUAGGACUCUUUUCUCACUAUCCCAGCAAGGCUGCCCAGAGACAAGCAUUUCUGGAAACAAGGCAGUGCAUCGAGGCACGUCUCAGUAUACAGAAGGAGAACCAGAAGCAGGAACAGCUUUUGCUUUCAGUGCUUCCGCGUCACGUUGCUAUGGAGAUGAAAGCUGAUAUUGCCAAAAAGCCGCAGGACUCCAUGUUUCACAAAAUCUACAUUCAGCGGCACGAAAAUGUUAGCAUUCUCUUUGCCGACAUCUGUGGCUUCACAUGCUUGGCAUCUCAGUGCACGGCGGAAGAAGUUGUUCGUAUGCUGAACGAGCUUUUCGCUCGCUUCGACAAACUGGCUGCCGAGAACCAUUGCUUGCGUAUCAAGAUCCUCGGCGACUGCUACUACUGCGUAAGCGGACUUCCGGAUCCCCGCCAGGAUCAUGCCCAUUGCUGCGUUGAGAUGGGACUCGACAUGAUCGAAGCUAUAGCGCUUGUCAGGGAUGUUACCGGAGUGAAUGUAAACAUGCGUGUGGGCAUUCACACUGGCAGGGUACACUGCGGUGUACUUGGCCUCCGGAAGUGGCAGUUCGACGUGUGGUCAAACGAUGUGACGCUGGCGAAUUACAUGGAGGCAGGAGGUAUACCUGGGAGUGUCCACAUCACGAAGGAAACCUUGCAAUUCCUCGGUGACGACUACGAAGUAAUUCCAGGAAAUGGUGGAUCUAGGCAUCCUUACUUGCGGGAUCACAACAUAGAGUCGUAUUUAAUUGUUCCUAACGACAAGAAACGGAUGGCAGCGGCGGAAGCGAACGCUGGUUCGGCUGCGUUGCACAACGUAGCGAAGGAGAUCAGGAUGAUGGGACAUGCUAAUUCGAGGCGGAACAUGAACGGAGGGCGGUCGAAACUGUACGGAAACAAGAAAAAGAAAAACUCUCAAGAAGAAGUGAAUGACUAUCUUUCUCAUGCCAUAGACGCACACAGUAUUGAACAGCUGAGAGCUGAACACUGCAAGAAGCUCCUCUUAACCUUUCACAAACCAGAUGUAGAGGAGAAGUACAUGAAAGAGCCAGAUCAAAUGCUUGGUGUAUAUAUUGUAUGUGCUGAAGUCGUGCUCGUCUUCAUCUUCAUAAUACACAUGAUCAUCCUUGACCUGUCAUGGAUUAGGGUGUUUAUUCAAAUUGGUGGAAUAGCAAUUAUAAUACUGGUCAUCUGCUUCAUCUUCUGCCUUCACUUAGAUAUUUUCAAUGCUGUGAUUCCUUCCCACUGCUAUAAGCUUUCAGAGAGGCUGACGGGAAACAGAUUUCAUAGUCAAAUCAUAUCCAUUGUCAUACUGAUCAUAGUGUACAUUUGCUGCAUGGUUUCGUCGUUUCUUCCAGAGUCUGAAGACGCAUCGUCUUGCCAGUACUAUGAUGCGAAUUUUACCCUGUCGUACAAUGCAACUUGCAUACAAGCCACAUUUGUGAAUGUUCCUGAGUACCUCAUGCUGUGUAUGGUCAUGGUGCUGCUUGCUUGCGCAGCUGUCCUAGUGCUUACAACACUGGAGAAACUGAUCUUACUCCUUCUGUUUUCUGCACCUUUCUGUGUACUAGCUUUUACCUGGGACCAGGUACUCUGGAACUUUGCGAAUAGCGACACCACAGUAAUGCCCUUGAAGGCUGUGGUGAUUCUAGUGCUCGCCCUCUACAUUGUGGCACUAGUCAUCCACGGCUUUCAGACGGAGGCAACAUCCAGGCUGGACUUCCUCUGGAAACUCCAGGCGCUCGAGGAAAAGGAAGAUAUGGAGGCCCUACAGGCUUAUAACAGGAAACUUUUGGGAAAUAUUCUCCCGGCACACGUCGGCGAGUACUUUCUGAACACCGAGCAUCGAAACGAGGAUCUCUACCACGAACAGAGAGACAGCGUUGGCAUUAUGUUUGCAUCUAUACCCAAUUUUAGUGAGUUCUACAUGGAGCUAGAAGCGAAUAAUGAGGGCGUAGAAUGCCUCCGGCUCCUCAACGAAAUCAUAGCCGAUUUUGACGAGUUGUUAUCGGAAGACAAAUUCAAGUGUAUCGAAAAGAUAAAAACGACUGGCUACACCUACAUGGCUGCAUCAGGCUUGACGAUGGCCGCAGACGACGUCGCCAACAACGUUCACGUGGUAGCCCUCGCAGAAUAUGCUCUUCGUAUCAAGGAGCAGCUGCACCACGUCAAUGAGCACUCUUUCAAUCACUUUAAGAUCAGAAUAGGCCUUAAUGUUGGGCCCGUAGUCGCUGGUGUGAUUGGAGCAAAGAAGCCUCACUAUGACAUUUGGGGUAACGCUGUCAACGUAGCUAGCAGAAUGGAUUCAACUGGAGAAGUGGAGAAAAUUCAGGUUACUCAAGAGAUGUACAACAUCUUGCAGCCCAUGGGAUAUCCUUUUGAGUGUCGAGGUUACAUUUCUGUUAAGGGCAAGGGUGACAUGCUCACAUAUUUUCUCACGGGAAGAAGAGAAGUACAGACGGAAGUGUGAACAGGCGGCGUGAAGAAGUUCCACACGUGCUUCAUGGAGGAUGUUGGAAAUAAGUUGUGCUCAUCUGUAAAUAAUUCAUCAUUACUGUCACACCCUUUCUCUGAAUUAAUGAAGCCCUGAAGUAAGCUGCACGAGCCCACAGUAGUUACUAGUGCUCUGCACCAUGCAAGACUCAAGGACGUUUUAUUGAGACAAGGAUGCAGAGUGCAAAUUGUUGAAGUAAAAGAAGAUAUUCUCUGGUUUUCGAA
This is a messenger RNA of Ornithodoros turicata, 3696 nucleotides long. RefSeq names its product adenylate cyclase type 5-like. Bases 269 to 3448 code for a protein of 1059 amino acids. Gene Ontology annotation, biological process: intracellular signal transduction; adenylate cyclase-activating G protein-coupled receptor signaling pathway; cAMP biosynthetic process. The transcript is spliced from 20 exons. Lineage: Eukaryota; Metazoa; Arthropoda; Arachnida; Ixodida; Argasidae. Gene Ontology annotation, cellular component: plasma membrane. Gene Ontology annotation, molecular function: adenylate cyclase activity. The record is from RefSeq and is a predicted model, not a curated record.